CUGCUUUCACAAGAGAAGAAAGAAACAAUGGCUGCGACCCGAACCAUCGUGGAAGCGAUUCACUCAUCGGCGACGCAAGCCGUCGUGUAUCUUUCUGGCGGUGCCUCUCAGUCUUUAGGUUGGUUAAUGUCAGUUCCAGGAGCUUCCAACACACUUCUUGAAUCCGUGGUUCCGUAUUCUAUGAUCUCUAUGGUCCAAUUACUCGGAAGGGUUCCAAACCAUUACUGUAGCCAAGAAAUGGCGAAUGAGAUGGCUUUGUUAGCUUAUAAUCGUGCUCUUAAGCUUUCUAAACCAGGAUGUGCGGUUCUUGGUGUUGGUUUUACGGGAACAUUAGCAACUUCUCGUCCAAAGCGGGGGGAUCACAGGUUUUUUUUGUCGAUAAGAGGAUCCGACCGGAUAUGGGAAACUUCAGUUACUCUAACAAAGGGAAAACGAACCCGAGAGGAAGAAGAUAAAGUGGCAAGCUGUGUACUGAUUCAGGCUAUGGCCAAAGCAUGCCAAGUUUCUGAGACACUUGACUCUGGCUUGACUGAGUUUGAGGUGCCCAAUGAGUCUGAAACCCAUUUUAGUGAAGAAGAAGAGCUAGAGCAGCUUAUAGGUGGACAAGUGUGCUCUAAGAUUUAUCCAUUUUCUAAGGAAUCGUACGGGUCGGAUAAAGAUAGAAAGAUUAUACUGCCUGGUUCUUUUAACCCAUUACAUGAGGGUCAUCUUAAGUUGUUGGAAGCUGGUAUGAGUGUUUCUGAGGGCGGAGGGUAUCCAUGUUUUGAAAUAUCUGCAGUAAAUGCAGACAAACCAUCGCUUACAGUUGCAGAGAUUAAAGAUCGUGUCAAGCAAUUUGAAGUACUUGGAAAGACGGUAAUAGUUUCAAAUCAGCCAUUCUUCUACAAGAAAGCUGAACUCUUCCCAGGAAGCAGUUUUGUAAUUGGUGCCGACACUGCAUCAAGGCUCAUAAAUCCAAAGUACUACGAAGGAAGCGAGAAAAGAAUGUUGGAGGUACUAGGUGAUUGCAAACGAACAGGCUGCAAGUUCCUUGUUGGUGGCCGCAAUGUAGACGGUGUAUUUAAGGUUCUUGAUGAUCUUGAUAUUCCUGAUGAAAUAAACGAUAUGUUUAUCUCAAUUCCAGAAAACACAUUCCGGAUGGAUAUAUCAUCUACAGAGCUAAGAAAGAAGCAAGGAGGUUCUGUUUCAUAAUGAUACGAAAUAAUGACUUCUCGACGAUACACAUGAAAGUCCCUAUUGUCCUAUUGUAUUGUUUAAAAAUUGUAAAACUAAAUAAUUAAAUACAACAAAUUUGAUAUUCAAAUAUAUCGAAAUCUACAAUUUACAGUUUCAUA
This is a messenger RNA of Camelina sativa (false flax), 1334 nucleotides long. Lineage: Eukaryota; Viridiplantae; Streptophyta; Magnoliopsida; Brassicales; Brassicaceae. The record is from RefSeq and is a predicted model, not a curated record.